ACUAGUAGAGUAAAAUGAAAGUCAUAUUUUUGGCGGGAAGAUGCAACAGUUCAUAGAAAUAUACCAUAAAUCUGCGGAAUAACACACUAGUUUUUUCCAAUUUUCUCCGGCAAAAAAUGCAAUCAGAUAGCGAUUCUGAUGGCUCUCACAUCUCUGCAACUCCACCAAGAGACCCAACUCCUCCGCCUAAAUACCUUCCCCAGAAAUUCAUCUCAAAAUUCAAACAAAAACAAACACAAAAACCCACAAAACCCCCACAAAAACCCAAUUCAAAACCCUCAAAUUACCCACAAAAACCACCUCAAAUUCAAAACCCACUUCAUGAAUCAUCCAAUUCUACCCUCCUACCUUCUUUUCCUCUCCCAAUUCAACGACCCACAAUCAAAAUUUCCGACAUUUCUGGCCCUAAUUCAAUUAGGGCUGGUUCUUGCUCUUUUUCCAAGUCUAAUUCUUUCUCAAAAUUUCAGAGAGCUUCUCUUAACUUUGAUUUUAGUGAAAAAGACCCAAUUCUGCCAUCUGGGUCGGUUUCGAAACCCGAAUCGGAAGUCAUUCCUGAAGGUGAAGGUAGUUUGAAGAAAAGGGUAGUUAGGAAACCUUCAAAUUUGAUUGGUUGUGGGUCUAGGCGUGAGUCUAAUUCUAAUGUAUUGCCUGCAAAAAGAAUUAGAGGUGGUAAUGAAGGGAACUUUGUGAAGUUGAAUAUUAAUGGACAUGGUAGGAGAUUUACAUUUAAGGGAAAGAAUAGGAAUUUUAGCUCAUCCUCAAGAAGAAGUUAUUAUAAGAGAAGUAAGAGAAAUUUUGGAGCUAAAAAUGGGGUUGAAGGUAAUGGUGUUUGUGAUGAAGAAGGUUUGAUUUUGGAGGAUAAUGGAAAGCAGAUGAAAUGGGAGGAUAAAAUGUCAAAAGAUGAAGCUGAUUUGAUUAAAGAAGCUGUUUUAGAUGUUAGGAAUGAAGCAUCCGAUGAUAAUUUGUCGAAAUUAUUGAAACUUACUCAUGGUUAUGAUUCAUUUCGUGAUGGGCAGUUGGAAGCUAUUAAGAUGGUGCUUGCUGGGAAAUCCACUAUGUUAGUUUUGCCUACUGGUGCUGGAAAAUCACUGUGUUAUCAGUUGCCUGCUAUUGUUUUUCCUGGGAUUACGCUCGUUGUAAGCCCUUUAAUGGCAUUGAUGAUUGAUCAGUUAAAGCAGCUACCUCCAGUUGUGAAUGGUGCUUUAUUGAGUAGUAGUCAGACAUCAGAGGAGAUGUCUGAUACUCUAACUAUGCUACAAGAAGGAAACAUAAAGGUGCUUUUUGUUUCACCAGAGAGAUUUCUAAAUGAAGAGUUCAUGUCGAUCAUUUCCAAUUGCUCAUUAAUAUCGCUUGUAGUGAUUGAUGAAGCCCAUUGUGUAUCUGAAUGGUCACACAAUUUCCGGCCUUCAUACAUGAGGCUAAGGGCGUCUGUACUCCGUGAUAAAUUAAAAGUUGGUUGCAUACUGGCAAUGACUGCAACAGCAACGAAGAAAACAUUGCACGCAGUUAUGCAUGCUUUGGACAUUUCUUCAACUAAUCUGGUGCAGAGUCUUCAGCUGAGAAACAAUUUGCAGUUGUCUGUGUCUUUGAGUGGAUAUAACAAGAUGAAAGACUUGAUUGCAAUAAUCAAAUCGUCUCCAUAUUCUGAACUCAAGAGCCUCAUCAUUUACUGCAAAUUUCAGUCAGAGACUGAUAUGAUAAGCAAAUAUUUAAGCGAUAACAAUAUUCGUGCAAUGAGUUAUCACAGUGGCAUGCUGGCAAAGGAUCGUAGCCGUGUCCAAGCAUUAUUUUGUUCCAACAAGAUCAAAGUGGUCGUUGCAACUGUGGCAUUUGGUAUGGGGCUUGACAAAAGAGAUGUUGGAGCUGUUAUCCAUUACAGUUUGCCAGAAAGCUUGGAAGAGUAUGUCCAGGAGAUUGGGCGUGCUGGACGUGAUGGGAGGUUAUCAUAUUGUCAUCUCCUCUUUGACGACACCUGUUAUUUUAAGCUACGCAGUCUUAUGUACAGUGAUGGUGUAGAUGAAUAUGCAGUUAAUAAACUCCUUUGUGAAAUUUUUAACCAUGAGAAAAGACUAGAUGGGGAAGUUCAUUCACUGGUCAAGGAAUCUACAUCUCGCAGAUUUGACAUCAAAGAACAGGUGAUUCUGACAAUUUUGACACAAUUGGAGUUAGGUGAAGUUCAGUACUUGCGUCUUCUUCCACAAGUGAAUGUUACUUGCAGCUUAAACUUUCACAAGACUCCACCUUCGGAGUUAGCUGUCAGAGACUCUAUGGUUGCAGGAAUAUUGAACAAGUCCGAGAAUAAGCAUGGGCUACAUGUGUUUGAUAUGCCCACUGUGGCCAAUGCUAUUGGUCAUACAACAGCGGAACUUCUAAAUCAACUGCAGAACUUAAAGUCAAUUGGGGAAAUCACAUAUGAACUGAAGGAUCCAGGGUACUGUUACAUUAUUGUGCAUCUUCCUGGGGACUUGUGCUCUCUGGCUACCCAGAUGACAGCAUGGUUGUCAGAAAUUGAAGGUUGCAAGGUGCGUAAAUUAGAUGUGAUGUUCAAUGCUGCAACCUUUGCUGUAAAAUCAUGCGAAAGGACAAAUGGCUGUGAUGUUGUCCAGCAUACAACAUGUUUGCAGAGAAUGAUUUCAGAAUACUUUAGUCAAGAAAAUCUCAGUGAUCUUCCCACAAAGAUCAAGCAAAACAGCCCAUUUCUUCGAGCAGAUAUUAAGGUCUUUCUGCAGAGCAGCUCGGGAACCAAAUUUACCCCACGUGCAGUUGCGCGAGUAAUGCAUGGCAUUGCUAGUCCAGCUUAUCCUUCUGCAGCCUGGGCAAAGACUCAUUUCUGGGGAAGAUAUACUCAUGUCGAUUUUAAUGUGGUAAUGGAAGCCGCCAAACUGGAGCUCAUGAAUCUUGUAGGGAAGGAUGGACCCUAAAGCGCUUGGCAUUUAUAACGAUAACCUGUAUGUUAUUUGCUGCAGUAGUGUGGAUUCCCACCCUCAUUUAUGUUUCCAGUGCAAAAUCAGUGCUGGUUGUUUUGACUCGGAUAACAGAAUGGACAGGAAUUGCCACUCGUAGGUUGUCCUUAUGUAGAUAUGAUUAGAUGGAUGUUGAGGAAGAGAAGCUACACCAAUCCAAAUUCAGGAGACAAGUUCAGGCUACUGCAUUCUUGGCUGCUAUAUAUGCAAUAUCGACUGCUCGGACUGAUGUGUCAUGGAAUCACAAAAUUGCUACAAUUUCUCAUACUGUAAGGAAUAUACAGAGCAUAGUAAAGAAUAAAGUCUUAACAAUAUGUCUGAUGUUGAUAAAGAUUGGUUUUGUAACAUUGUAGCAUAUGAUGUACGAACCAAUAAUAGUAUCAGCAGCUGAAGAGAAGUAAAGCUAGAUGGACACAUAGCUCCAUAAUCUAAAAGUAGUCUUUCACAAAUUGAAGUGCCUCAUAUCUUCUGUAGUUGAGAUGUCAUUUUGUGUAAUUGUUGACAUGCAUUUUUUUUGUCAAAAUUUAUUUUGUACAGCUUUCCCAUGUUCUGGUACAACUCUAAAUUCCAAAUACCAAAUACAUUUGGGGAUGA
Messenger RNA from Beta vulgaris subsp. vulgaris (sugar beet), 3557 nucleotides. Its product is annotated as ATP-dependent DNA helicase Q-like 5. Gene Ontology annotation, biological process: double-strand break repair via homologous recombination. NCBI's taxonomy places the organism in Eukaryota, Viridiplantae, Streptophyta, Magnoliopsida, Caryophyllales, Amaranthaceae. Bases 117 to 2921 code for a protein of 934 amino acids. The record is from RefSeq and is a predicted model, not a curated record. The transcript has 19 exons. Gene Ontology annotation, molecular function: ATP binding; nucleic acid binding; four-way junction helicase activity. Gene Ontology annotation, cellular component: nucleus; chromosome; cytoplasm.